GAAUGAAUUCGAAGAGGCGGGAGAAACAUCAUCGAAAAACUGGUGGCGGGUAUGGCGGGAAUUUAGAACUGAAUCCAUGCCCACGUCUAUAUCUGUUCCCGCAACGCCUCUUCUUCUCCUCUGCAUUUACAGUUUGGUCUUUGGAUGCUUAAUAGCACUAUAGCAGCAGUCCACUGAAGAAGAAAUCUGUAAUGGCGGAUUCUCAAAGCAUCGCGAGGUUUCUCAACCCAUGGACUCUUCAUCUCCAGAAGCUCGGCCUUGAGCUCAAAUGCCCUCUCUGCUUAAAGUUGUUGAAUAAGCCCAUCCUGCUUCCUUGUAACCACCUUUUCUGCAAUUGUUGCGUUCCAGAUUCAACCCAAUGUGGAUCUGAAUGCCCUGUUUGUAAACAUCAGUUUGCUGAUAGAGACAUAAGGCCUGCACCUUAUAUUGAAAAUAUGGUGUCUAUUUACCAAAGCUUGGAUGCUGCGUUUGUUGCCAAUGUCUCGUUGUCUUUGUCUUCAGCUGUAGGAAGAUCAUUGGAGCAGUCUCCUGUUUCUGUUAGUUCUGCUCAAGGGAAAUCAUCAAAGGAGAUGCGAUCUGACAAAGCUGUAAUGUCUAACCCUUGCUUAAACAAGGGACAUAUGCAGAGGGAUGGGCGCAAAAUAGUUUUGAAUGGUGAGAAAGGUUCCAAUCCCUUGCCAACUUCUGUCUUGGCAGGGUAUAUAACUGAUGGGAGGCCUUUGGCAGAGGAAAUAGAUGUGAAUCAAUUGCCACAACAAUCACCAGUUAGCUAUCUUUCAUCAGAUGACAACAAAGAUGUGGAUGGCAAUACUUGUGAAUUGGCGUGCAGGGAUUUGGGUUUUCGGAAGACAGCAGUAAAUGUAUCUGCUGUGGAUGGUCGAGAUAUGACUACAAGUGAAAUUUGCUGCAGAAGUACAGAUGAUGAUGCAUCUCUAGAAAGGGAUACUAAGAGACAGAAGAAAUUGAACUACAGAUUGUCAGGGAUGGACAGCCAGAUUGGUGGCAAUACUAGGAAGGAAAUUGCUUCUGAAUGCAAUAUGGAACAUAUAGCAGGUGGAUGUGCUGCUGCAGAUUCUUCCCUUGAUGUGAAAGCUACUUGUGCUUUCUGCAAGUCCUCAAACACAACAGAAGUUACCGGACCAAUGUUGUUCUAUGCAAAUGGAAAGGAAGUUGUGGACUCAUUUCCUGAUGCCACACCUGCUCACAGGCUAUGCAUUGACUGGGCACCUCAAGUAUAUUAUGAUGGAGAAAUCAUUAAGAAUUUCAAGUCUGAAUUGGCUAGAUCUGCAAAACUCAAGUGUAAUAUCUGUGGACUGAAAGGGGCAGCUCUUGGCUGCUAUAUGAAAUCUUGUCAAAGGACUUAUCACAUGCCCUGUGCAUUUGGAAUCCAAGAGUGCCGGUGGGAUUUGGAUAACUUUUUGAUGUUGUGUCCAAGUCAUAAGUCUGUAAGAUUUCCAAAUGAAAAGCUGAAGUCUCAGAAGUGUUCCACAGUGGAAAAGAACAAGUCCUCUAAACUAGUGACUUUGCAAUUUAACUUUUGGGCAACAUCACCAGAUGGACCAAAGCAAUGGGUUCUAUGUGGGUCUGCUCUGUCAUCAGAGGACAAGUAUACUUUGGUAAAGUUUGCUAAAAUGUGUGGUGCAACGGUGUCCAAAUUAUGGACACCAAAUGUGACACAUGUUCUUGCCUCAACAGAUGCUGAGGGUGCAUGCACAAGGACACUUAAAGUUCUCAUGGCCAUUUUAGGCGGAAAAUGGAUCCUUACAAUGGACUGGGUAAGAGCUUGCAUGGAGGCUAAUGGUCCUAUGAACGAAGAGCCUUACGAAAUUACCUUAGACAAUCAUGGCUGCUCUGAUGGACCCAAGACUGGCAGACUUAGGGCUUCAACCAAUGCACCAAAACUCUUUUUAGGUUUGAAAUUUUAUAUCAGUGGAGAUUUCUUAGCACCUUAUUUAAAGGACCUGCUUCAGCUGGUUGAAGUGGCCGGGGGGACCAUCGUGGAGAAUAAAGAACAGUUGAUAGCUGAAAUGCGUGAUUUGGCAGCAACUGAUCCAACUUAUUGUGUGAUUGUUUAUAACUGUGAUCCUCCCCGGGGCUGCAUGCCAACAGAAGAAAGCUCCAUUCUGCUGCGAAGAUUUGCAGAAGCCGAUGAGUUAGCUAAACAGAUUGGUUGUCUGGCCAUUAAACACACCUGGAUUCUGGAAUCCAUUGCAGGAUGUAAGCUGGUUCCUUUUGUGUGUUGAGAACAAGGCUAGCCAGUUAAGGUUGUAGGUUUUUCCACAUAGUUUAGUGGUUUAAAAUCCAGGUUGCUGUUGAUGAAACUGUCCAGUGAAAAGGUGAAUAAUGCCAUGGCUUUCCACAUGGUAAUUGUUAGCAUGUUUGUAAACAAAACCACUGGCAAAUUGUGAUUUACAGCUGUCUAUGCCUGAGAAACAUAUUAAAUGAGAUUUAUAUUAAUUUGAUUUUAAAUUAAUUAUCAUUUUUACUCU
Messenger RNA from Ipomoea triloba (trilobed morning glory), 2489 nucleotides. Its product is annotated as BRCA1-associated RING domain protein 1. Gene Ontology annotation, biological process: positive regulation of transcription by RNA polymerase II; double-strand break repair via homologous recombination; negative regulation of fatty acid biosynthetic process. The record is from RefSeq and is a predicted model, not a curated record. Gene Ontology annotation, molecular function: ubiquitin-protein transferase activity. Gene Ontology annotation, cellular component: BRCA1-A complex; plasma membrane; BRCA1-BARD1 complex. The transcript has 13 exons. NCBI's taxonomy places the organism in Eukaryota, Viridiplantae, Streptophyta, Magnoliopsida, Solanales, Convolvulaceae. The coding region runs from base 192 to 2243 and encodes 683 amino acids.